CCAGGGUGUUUAUUUGAUCCCAUGAUUUGACGUAGAUCAGAUGUCUUGUGUUAAAUUAAAGUUGUUCAUAAAAUGGUUGCCACAUGUAGAAUGCUUUUGAAAAAUUAUGUCGACAGAAGAAUCAACACCACCAGCAAUGGAUGUGGACACCGCAAGCGAUAACACGUCCAUUGACGAUAAGAUAGACGAUUUUUGUGAAAAUCCAACCAGAGAUGCACUAACUGAAGGUUUAAUGAGUUUACUUAAGCCAACAGUUGAUCAAUUGGAUGAAAGGAUUCGUGCUACUAGAAUAUGCCAAAUUGAAUUGAAGCAGCGUAUUGAAUCAUUGUCAGAUGUUUUAACUAAAAUCAAUGAAGCACUUCAAUGCCCAUUUGAGACUGAUUCUUAUGUUAAGAAGCUCAUUAACGCUAAACAGAAGAUAACCGUAGUAAGUAACAUCUUACAAGUUACUCAAGAACGGAUACAUAAGCUUCAUCAAGCUGUAGAAAAAAAUACAGCUAAAAGAAAAGCGUUAUUAGAUCAUAGUUCUAUUUAUAGUAGUGCUAUUCAUAUACAUGAAAAAGAAGAGGGGGAAUAGAGAAUUAAUAUAUAGUACUUACAUAUUCUUUUAUUAUUCUUUAUCAACGUGAAU
Polistes canadensis is the source of this 631-nucleotide messenger RNA. RefSeq names its product SNAPIN protein homolog (gene Snapin). The transcript is spliced from 3 exons. The record is from RefSeq and is a predicted model, not a curated record. Gene Ontology annotation, cellular component: BLOC-1 complex; synaptic vesicle; BORC complex. Gene Ontology annotation, molecular function: SNARE binding. Gene Ontology annotation, biological process: lysosome localization; intracellular protein transport; regulation of synaptic vesicle exocytosis. NCBI's taxonomy places the organism in Eukaryota, Metazoa, Arthropoda, Insecta, Hymenoptera, Vespidae. The coding region runs from base 107 to 577 and encodes 156 amino acids.